AUGUUCUUCAAGUUUAUCGGUCUCGCUACAUUCACCCACCGAAUUGUCACAUACAACAAGAGAACGUCAUAUUCAUUUCAAUAUUGUAAAUUAGGAAUCGCUUACAACGUUGUGCUGAGUAGCUUAAUGAUAGCCUCAAACUAUAUAUCUAUACCAUUCAGACUUAAUUUGAACUAUGAAAACAAGACGAAUUUGACUGUAAGCAUCGAGGUUCUGCAAACUGUAUUUGGUGCUCUAGUGAUCUACGCAAUUUUGAUUAGUUACUGCAUCGAUCAGAAGUCCUUGGUGCGGAUCGCUAAUCGAUUAAUCAUCAUCGAGCACGAGAUAAAUCGUCUGUAUAAUCUAUAUUAUCCGUUACGACGACAACGUAUCUUUUGCAUUAUGACCAUCGUUUGCAUCUUGAAGAUUUGUUUGCUGAUACUUCUCCUGUUCACUGAGAACCUGGCCUUCCAUACGGGCCCAGUCUCAUGGCUGACAGACGUUUUGCCGACAUUUCAUGUGGGUUGGCUAUUGAUACAGUACUUCCUAUUGGUGACGGUUAUUCAAACAGAUUUCGCUGAUGUGAAUCGAGCGAUACAAAACCUCACCAGAAUUAAUAUAUCUGAUCUUCGACUGCAGUCUCUCUAUCAAACGCGUCGUAUGGUAGUCAACAAUUCGAUCGUUCAUCAACUGUUGCAAUUGCGAGAUGUGCAUUGUCGUCUCUGUGAAAUUUCUGAAGAUGUGUCGAGUUUCUAUUCACUACCAGUACUAUUCGGAAUUGUUUUUCUCUUUCUGACACUCAUAUAUAAUGGUUACUAUCUUCUCUCGCCUCUGUUGAUGACUGAUGAUAUCUUAGAAUAUGAGACUCUUAGUAAUACUAUCAUCUGGAUAAUAUUUCUGAUUUAUCCCAUCUUUCUCCUCACCAAUAGAAUUACCAAGAUUUUAAUCGAGGUAGGAUAA
Messenger RNA from Acromyrmex echinatior (Panamanian leafcutter ant), 939 nucleotides. RefSeq lists its product as uncharacterized. The record is from RefSeq and is a predicted model, not a curated record. NCBI's taxonomy places the organism in Eukaryota, Metazoa, Arthropoda, Insecta, Hymenoptera, Formicidae.